Molecule: messenger RNA, 1630 nt
Organism: Pelagomonas calceolata
Lineage: Eukaryota; Pelagophyceae; Pelagomonadales; Pelagomonadaceae
Source: the annotation of a GenBank genome assembly
GACUCGCGGGUCGUCAAUUGAUGGUCCCCAUUAAUUACGGCGCUCGCGGCGACCAGUGCUUUAUGCCAAUUUUUUGCAGGCAGAUAAAAUAUGAACACAGGCCUUCCGGACAGGUGCUUAUCAUAUCAAAAGGCACGCCCCCACAGUGACGAAUCUCCCUUGAAGGUAUUGCUUCUACAAAGCAAAUGGUAGGGUUACGCAUAAAGCGAGCUAGCGAAUGUAAGACACUAGCAAUCUCGACAGCAGCCAAAGCGCGCGCCGUGUCGAGCGCAUAGGUGCGAUAGGAGCAUUUGGACCGCAGCAGCGGUGCCAAAUAAUAUUAGCGACGACCGCUGCAGCGCUACAGCAUUUCUAGGGAGCCGCUCUGCGGCACACACAGACGCCCGCGACGCCAGCCGACGCGCGCAUCAAUCAAUAGCAGCAAUGCGCGUCGCCUGGACCGGCUUCGGCCAGUUCCAGGGCGUCGAGGCGAACCCGUCGGCCGUGCUCGCGCAGCGCCUCGCGGCGCAGCACGCCGACGAUUCCGUCGAGAUCUUGGAAGUGUCGGCCGCCGCCGCGAAGGCGUGGCGCUGCCCCGACGCCGGGCUCGUGGUUCAUCUGGGCGUCGCGAUCACCUACGACGCCAUCACGUUGGAACGCUGCGCGUAUAAUGAUGCCUCGUUCCGCGUGCCGGACCAGAACGCCUUCCAGCCGUCCAAGGCGUCCAUCGACGAGGCCGAGCGCUUCGGUGCAACCAGGACGUCGAGCAUCGACCUCGCCGCAGUUGCUCAGAAAGCGGGCGUGAACGUGUCGGACGACGCUGGACGAUUUGUAGCAAUGCGGUGUCCGGUAGUACGCCGUCGCGGCGAUGGCGUCGCAGCGGGAGUAAUUAUCAGCACGCUGUCACGGCGCAUCGACCGAAGGACGCCUCGCGAAGACGCGCCGCGCGCAGGUGUGCAACUACCUCUACUUCUGCUCCCUCGCCACCGGCGUGCCUUGCGUGUUCGUCCACGUGCCUCCCGUCGAACGCCUGCCGCUCGAGGCGCAGGUGGAGACGCUGGCGCGGUUGAGGGGUUACCUGGUCGAGGCGGUCGGUAGUAACGCCGUCGACGUCCUGGCCGACGUCGCGGCGGCGGCAAACGGCGCCGGCGUGCUGGACCAGCUCGUUUCCUUAGGUAUUGAUCAGGAACGGGCGGCCUUCGCGGUGGCAGCGGGCUGCACGAGCGUCGAGGCGGCGAUGGAGAUGCUGUUCGCCGAGCAGCCGCCAGCGCCGCCGCCGUCGCAUGCGAUGAAGAUGGUUUUGGUCGUCCGGGAGGACCUGGGCAUGAGCCGCGGCAAGGUCGCGGCGCAGUGCGCGCACGCGGCGCUCGGCGGGGCGCGGCGCGCCGACGCGACCGUCAUCGAGCGGUGGGCCGGCGCGGGCGAGACGAUGAUCGUCGUCGCCGCGCCGCACGAGGGGCUUGCCGCGCUCCGCGACGCCGCGUCGACCGCGGGCCUCCCGCACUGCCUCGUCGCCGACGCGGGGCGGACCGAGGUCGCACCGGGCACGGAGACCGUGUUGGCCGUGGGGCCGGGCGAGGUCUCGCGCGUGGAUGCGAUCACGGGGCGGUUGCGGUUGCUGCGGUAGUAGUCUUUGUUGUUACUUUUUACU